Messenger RNA from Gracilinanus agilis (Agile Gracile Mouse Opossum), 1743 nucleotides. RefSeq names its product zinc finger protein 345-like. Gene Ontology annotation, biological process: regulation of transcription by RNA polymerase II. Bases 1 to 1743 code for a protein of 580 amino acids. The record is from RefSeq and is a predicted model, not a curated record. The transcript has 4 exons. NCBI's taxonomy places the organism in Eukaryota, Metazoa, Chordata, Mammalia, Didelphimorphia, Didelphidae. Gene Ontology annotation, molecular function: DNA-binding transcription factor activity, RNA polymerase II-specific; RNA polymerase II transcription regulatory region sequence-specific DNA binding. Gene Ontology annotation, cellular component: nucleus.
AUGAAGUGCCCCAGAGCUGGAUUCUGCAUUUCACCUAUUACAGGCUGGCUGAAUGUGGAGCUGAGUCAGAAGUUAGAGAACCAGGAUGCAGGCAGUUACCAGACAAAAGCAAUUACUGGACUUCCAGCUCCCACAGAAGAUGUGCUCUCUUCUUUGGUGCUGAAGGAAGCCCCAUCGAUGCUGGAACAAGAAGACCUAAGCAAUAGCUGCCCAGAAGGAGAGAUCAGAUCUGAAAUGAAGGUAAAUACAACAGAGGUUAGAUUUCCUGUGGAAGAAAUGGACCUACAAAGAUUCCUGAGUGAUGCUCGUAAUAAUUUUGUUUUCAGAGAAUUCUGUGUUGCACCUCAAACGUUGUCUCAUUUUGAACAUCAAAGAAUAUACACUGAGGAAAAAUCUAGUGAAAAUAAUCAGUGGGGAAAGACAUUUAUGCACAGGGCCAGUCUUGCUAGGCAUCAGAAAAUCCAUUCUGAUGAGAGACCUUAUGAAUGCAAGGAAUGUGGGAAGACAUUCCUUCAGAGCUCACAUCUUGCUGUACAUCAGAGAAUCCAUACUGGUAAGAAACCUUAUGAAUGCAAGCAGUGUGGAAAGACAUUCCGUGAGAGCUCAAAGCUUGCUGUACAUCAGAGAAUCCACACAGGUGAAAAACCUUAUGAAUGUAAGCAGUGUAGAAAGACAUUUCGUCAGAGCUCACAGCUUGCUGUACAUCAGAGAAUCCACACUGGGGAAAAACCUUAUGAAUGCAAGCAGUGUGGAAAGACUUUUACUCAUAGCUCCUGUCUUGCUCUACAUCUGAGAAUCCACACUGGGGAGAAACCUUAUGAAUGUAAGCAGUGUGGAAAGACAUUCAGUAAGAACUAUAAUCUUGCUGUACACCAGAGAAUUCACACUGGUGAAAAACCUUAUGAAUGCAAGCAGUGUGGAAAGACAUUCAGUCGAAGCUCACAGCUUGCUCUACAUCAGAGAAUCCACACUGGUGAGAAAUCUUAUGAAUGCAAGCAAUGUGGAAAAACAUUUAGUCAUAGCUCCUGUCUUUCUGUACAUCAGAGAAUCCACACUGGGAAGAAACCUUAUGAAUGUAAGCAGUGUGGAAAGACAUUCAGGGACAGUUCCAAUUUUAGUGUACAUCAGAGAAUCCACACUGGUGAGAAGCCUUAUGAAUGCAAGCAGUGCGGAAAGACAUUCAGGCGGAACUCACAUCUUGCUCUACAUCAGAGAACCCACACUGGUGAGAAAACUUAUGAAUGCAAACAAUGUGGAAAAACAUUCAGACACAGCUCCUGUCUUUCUGUACAUCAGAGACUCCACACUGGGGAGAAACCUUAUGGAUGUAAGCAGUGUGGAAAGACAUUCAGUCAGAGCUCACAGCUUGCUCUACAUCAGAGCAUCCACACUGGUGAGAAACCUUAUGAAUGCAAGCAGUGUGGAAAAACUUUCAGUUGGAGCUCACAGCUUGCUAUACAUCAGAGAAUCCACACUGGUGAGAAACCUUAUGAAUGCAAGCAGUGCAGAAAGACAUUCCGUUUGAGCUCAAAGCUUGCUCUACAUCAGAGAAUCCACACUGGGGAAAAACCUUAUGAAUGCAAACAGUGUGGAAAGACAUUCAGGCGGAGCUCACAUCUUACUGUACAUCAGAGAAUCCACACUGGUGAGAAACCUUAUGAAUGCAAGCAGUGUAGAAAGACAUUUAGUUGUAGUUCACAGCUUGCUGCACAUCAGAAAAUCCACACUGGGAAGAGACCUUAA